CUCGCGCUCGAACAAAGACCUUCUCAAGUUCAAUGGCUUCGAGAUAGAUCGCUUUGUCUUCCGUUUCCUCUUUCCCGUCACAAUGCCACACAUAGUUCUCUUAGGAACACUGGACACCAAACUUCCGGAGAUACUCUAUCUCCACUCCCGGCUGCUAUCGCUCGCCCAACCUGAGACAACCAUCACCUUGAUCGAUUGCGGUCGUACUUCUGUUGAGCAUACAGCCAUCACUAUUUCACAGAAUGAGCUUGUCACAAGAUUCGGCCCAAAGGACGGCAGGAAUAUUUUGAAGGACCUUCCGCGCGGCGAAGCUAUCAAGUUCAUGAUUAGCUGCACAACUCUAUGCAUCGAGGAGCUACAUAAGGAAAAGCCAAUCCAUGGUAUCAUCAGUGCGGGAGGAAGCGGAGGUACCAGUUUGGCUUCGGCUGUUAUGCGGACUCUGCCGAUCGGACUACCCAAACUCAUCGCCAGUACAGUCGCUUCAGGAGAUACAGGACCUCUCGUCGGCGAGACCGACAUGACCCUGAUGUACUCUGUUGUGGACAUUGCAGGCACUAACGAGCUCCUGAAAACUAUCCUCAACAACUCGGCGGCGGCCAUGGCCGGCAUGUCCGCAGCGUACGAACAACAGCUACUACAGCAAUUCGAGACGACCAAGGAUCGCCAGAAACUGCGAGUCGGAAUCACCAUGUUUGGUGUCACGACUCCGUGCGUCGACAAGAUUCGCGAACAUCUCGAAUCAAAUCAUCCGGUCGAAACAUAUGUCUUUCACGCCACAGGACAUGGAGGCAAGGCAAUGGAGCGCUUGAUAGCUGAAGGUCGCCUUGAUGCCGUGCUCGACGUGACUACGACAGAAAUUUGUGAUCUUCUCAUGGGCGGAAACAUGAGUGCUGGACCUGACCGCCUCGAAGCAGCCUUGAAGGCGGGCAUUCCAACCAUCAUCUCUCUCGGGGCUACCGACAUGGUCAACUUUGGGCCCAAGGCAACAGUCCCGGAGAAGUAUCAACAACGGAAGCUCUUCGAACAUAAUCCCACUGUGACCUUGAUGCGGACGACGAAGGACGAGUGUAAGGCUAUUGGCGACUUCAUCGUAGACAAAGUCAAACGCUUUGCCGCUGACCCCAGCAUGGUUCAAAUCACUUUACCAAAGGGUGGUGUCAGUAUGAUCGCCACACCAGGAGCGGCAUUCGAGAAUCGAGAUGCUGAUGAUGCACUAAUUGAGACCUUGACAUCUGGGCUCCAAGAUACAGGCAUCAAGAUCGUGCUUGAUGAGAGAGAUAUCAAUGACGAAGGAUUUGCUGUGGAUAUCGCCAACGACUUGAUGCGUCUUACUCACUUGAGAUAAUCACAUACAAUUCCUCUAAAGUACAGUGUAGAUCUCUCACCUCUCUUCAUGUCAGCACAAACUCUCUUGGGGGCGAAAAAAACAUGCUUUGAGGUCAGUGAAGGAGCUCGAAACCCUCAAGCUACUACAAAAGUCUUCUAUCGCUGAGAUAGCCUUUCCUUCUUCCAUCAGUUAAUGCAAAGGUUGGCAAGGAAGUUGGCGGAGCCACUCGCAUCAGGAGCGCU
Messenger RNA from Aureobasidium pullulans EXF-150, 1569 nucleotides. RefSeq names its product UPF0261 domain-containing protein. NCBI's taxonomy places the organism in Eukaryota, Fungi, Ascomycota, Dothideomycetes, Dothideales, Saccotheciaceae. Bases 83 to 1345 code for a protein of 420 amino acids. The transcript has a single exon. The record is from RefSeq and is a predicted model, not a curated record.